AUGAACUCCAGUUCUGUCUCAGAUUAUGUUAACUCCAGUGGGCUCAUUCAAAACAUCAUACCCCGGGACAGCUUCGCAGCGGCUCUCACUAAAAACAUUGUGGCCAUGCUGGUGUGGUUGGCUCUAAGCAUGCUUAACUGCAGCAUGGUGACCACUUUUCGAAAGCACAGCUUCUUCUAUGAAGAUCCACGUUAUAUCAUGUUCAUCUGCAUGGUCAUCAAUGAUGCUGUGCAACUGACGCUGGUCACUGCUUUGUAUGUGGUGAGCUAUGCCUUUUCCAAAAUCUUGGCAUCCACCUGCUGCCCUCUUAUCAUGACAGCUGUGACGACCACCCGGUCGACGCCCCUCAUCCUGGCGGGCAUGGCCCUCGAGCGCUACAUCUCCAUCUGCUUCCCCCUGCAUUACAGCCACAUCUGCACGGUCAGACGCACAGCGUGGACCAUCUUCAUAAUCUUCCUCCUGAGCUUAACUCCCUCACUAACCGAUCUUCUCAUCACUGUGGUCAAAGAACCUCCCUCGCUCUUCCGCUCCUCUAUAUUUUGCGAUCACUCACUCCUAUUCCGAGAUCGCUCCAUCUAUUACAAGAACUUAGUCUUUGAUAGUGUCUAUUUCUCUUUUGUCUUCUUAACUUUAUUUUAUACAUACUGUAAGAUCCUGCUGACAGCCCGUGCCGCGUCCACUGACCUUGUAGUUGCCAAAAAAGCCAGAAACACUGUAUUAUUGCAUGGGGUGCAACUUCUUCUGUGCCUGUUGGCAUUUGUUGUUCCAUCGAUGCAAGCUCCACUCAUACAACUGUUUCCAAUGUACAGCCUGGAGAUUCGAUACGUGAAUUUUCUUCUGGUUUAUAUCAUUCCAAGGUUUCUAAGUCCCAUGAUAUACGGAUUCAGGGACGAGAAAUUUCGCACUUACUGGCUCAGAUAUUUUAUCUCGAACAUGGAGAGAGUAAAACCAGCUUGA
This is a messenger RNA of Triplophysa dalaica, 957 nucleotides long. Its product is annotated as odorant receptor 131-2-like. Lineage: Eukaryota; Metazoa; Chordata; Actinopteri; Cypriniformes; Nemacheilidae. The transcript has 2 exons. The coding region runs from base 1 to 957 and encodes 318 amino acids. Gene Ontology annotation, biological process: G protein-coupled receptor signaling pathway. Gene Ontology annotation, molecular function: G protein-coupled receptor activity. Gene Ontology annotation, cellular component: membrane. The record is from RefSeq and is a predicted model, not a curated record.